AUGUCCAAAGCCACCUUGGCCGUCAUUGCCGCCGCCAGUGCCGCAACUGGUGCGGGUAUCACAGCGCUGCUCUACAAACCCCGUCCCCAAGAACAGCAAAAGCAACAACAAAAGCAACAACUGCCUACCACCCAAGACACCCUGAAAGUCCCCUCAACAACUCCAAUUCCAACCCUCGCAACCAAAGUCCUCGGCCCCGUCGACCCCGCCGGUGUCCUCCAAUACGGCUUCCCAGGCCCAGUCGCCGAUGUCCUCUCCUCCCGACCUCUCCACGGCGCUUAUGAUCGCCGAACCCGCAAUCCAGCCUGGGUAGCAGAGCACAUCACCCCUCAAUCCCUGGCAAUCAAAGACGCAGACAGAAAACACAGCACUUUCUUUGAAGAUACCUCCAUCCCGGCCUUAUUCCGCGCAAAGCUCUCUGACUAUUUCCGCUCUGGCUACGAUCGCGGACACCAGGUUCCCGCUGCAGAUGCGAAAUGGUCUCAACAAGCCAUGGAUGGAACUUUUGCCUUGUCGAAUAUGUGUCCCCAGGUUGGUGAGGGAUUCAACCGUGAUUACUGGGCUCAUUUCGAGGAUUUCUGUCGCAAUCUGACCAAGCGUUAUCCAUCUGUGAGGGUUGUUACUGGGCCGUUGUAUCUGCCUCAGCGGGAUGCGGAUGGAAAGUGGAGAGUCAACUAUGAGGUUAUUGGAAACCCGCCUAAUGUUGCGGUGCCCACACACUUUUACAAGGUUGUUUAUGGAGAGGAUGGGUCGAACUCGCCCUUUGGGAAGGUUGCGCUGGGGGCCUUUGUUUUGCCGAAUGCUCGCAUUGCGAAUGAGAAGAGUUUGUCGGACUUUGAGGUUCCAUUGGAGGUUUUGGAGAGGGCUUCUGGUCUUGAGUUUGCCGCUAAACUGGAUCCUAGUCGGCGUCGGAGAUUAUGCCAGGAUGUCAAGUGUGACAUUACGGUUCGUGAGUUCAACAAUGCCAAGAAGAAGUCUUAA
This is a messenger RNA of Penicillium angulare, 981 nucleotides long. Its product is annotated as DNA/RNA non-specific endonuclease. Gene Ontology annotation, molecular function: single-stranded DNA endonuclease activity; RNA endonuclease activity; nucleic acid binding. Gene Ontology annotation, biological process: apoptotic DNA fragmentation. Gene Ontology annotation, cellular component: nucleus; mitochondrial inner membrane. Lineage: Eukaryota; Fungi; Ascomycota; Eurotiomycetes; Eurotiales; Aspergillaceae. Bases 1 to 981 code for a protein of 326 amino acids. The record is from RefSeq and is a predicted model, not a curated record. The transcript has a single exon.